Penicillium subrubescens is the source of this 1683-nucleotide messenger RNA. RefSeq names its product tRNA-dihydrouridine synthase family protein. The transcript is spliced from 2 exons. The record is from RefSeq and is a predicted model, not a curated record. Gene Ontology annotation, molecular function: flavin adenine dinucleotide binding; tRNA dihydrouridine synthase activity. Bases 1 to 1683 code for a protein of 560 amino acids. Lineage: Eukaryota; Fungi; Ascomycota; Eurotiomycetes; Eurotiales; Aspergillaceae. Gene Ontology annotation, biological process: tRNA processing.
AUGGCGUCAGACAGCGCCCCGCAGAACGGAGCCGCGGAGGUCUCCGUGGCUACCCCCAACAAGAAGCUCCAAGGACGGCAGUUCUACGAGAGCAUUGGGAGCCCAAAGUACAUCGUGGCUCCCAUGGUUGAUCGGUCUGAAUUUGCAUGGCGCAUGCUCACUCGAUCAUUCAUGCCCGCGGACGAGCCGAAACCUCUCCUCGCAUACUCGCCCAUGUACCAUGCACGUCUGUUUGGCGAACAACCGAAAAUGCGCACACAGCACUUUCAGCCCACUCGCGAGGCGAACGGCGACAUGAAGCGAAAGGACGAGUUGUUCCUUGACGGAAACCCCAAAUUCGACCGUCCCCUCUUUGUCCAGUUCUGCGCAAACGAUCCGACGGAAUUCCUGGAAGCUGCGCGACAUGUGGCUCCGUACUGCGAUGCCGUUGACCUGAAUCUGGGUUGUCCACAAGGAAUCGCAAGAAAGGGCCAUUAUGGUGCUUUCCUCCAGGAAGACUGGGACCUCAUUUAUAAACUUAUUAAUCGACUACAUACGGAACUUUCAAUCCCGAUCACCGCAAAGUUCCGCAUCCAAGAAACCAAAGAGAAGACUUUGGAGUAUGCCAAGAUGAUCCUGUCUGCUGGCGCAAACAUUAUCACCGUGCAUGGCCGCCGGCGAGAGCAGAAGGGACACGAGACAGGAGUGGCAGACUGGAGCUACAUCCGGUAUCUGCGCGAUAACUUGCCUCCGGAGACUGUCAUUUUCGCCAAUGGCAAUAUUUUGAACCAUGAAGAUAUUGAGCGCUGUCUGGAAGCCACUGGUGCGGACGGUGUGAUGAGCGCAGAGGGAAACCUUUCCGAUCCCACGAUAUUCAGCAAAGCUCCACCACCUGGCAGUGAAGGGCGGGAAUACUGGCGUGGACGAGACGGCAAGGGUGGUUACCGAAUUGAUGCAAUCCUCCGAAGAUAUCUCGACAUUAUUUACGAAUACGUCCUCGAGCAGCCUAUUCCAGAGCGAAAGCCACUUUACCUCCCCUCCGACCCCAUCGACGAGGCAGAGAAGGCCAAGGAGGAAGAACAAGAUGAGGAAGCGGACGGCCCACCCAGAAAGAAACAAAAGCGCGAGAAGCUCAAGCGGACCAAUUCUCCCAGCCUGGGUGUCAUGCAGGGCCAUCUAUUCCAGGUGCUGCGACCGAUGAUUUCUAGCCACACAAAUGUUCGUGAUGCGCUCGCUCGGGCAAGGCCCGGGGAUAUGGCUGCCUUUGAGAAUGUCCUCUCUCUCGUGGAAAAGGCUGUCAAGACAGGACUUCAAGAGUAUGAGGUCUCGCCCGAAAAGUUCGAGAAACAGCCCGAUGUAACCUUGACUGGGUCGAAGGCUACAAUUGCCGAGUACGGCCGACCUUUCUGGGUUUGCCAACCGCAUGUUCGUCCUCUGCCUGAAGAAGCUUUGGUGAAUGGCGCUCUCACUGCAAAGGGGAAGAACACUGUUCCGAAAGACAGUGCAGAGAAGAAAGAUAAAGAGGCGACAGGGACCGAAGCCGUGGCUGUGGAAGGUGUUAGCUCUGCUACGAAUGGCGAUGCUACGAAUGGCGAUGCUACGAAUGGCGAUGCCAAAAACGGUGGCACUACAAGCGGUGAUGCUACACCUGGGGAUGUUGUAACUGGCACAGCAACCACACCUGAUAACCUUGUGAGCGGAUGA